This is a messenger RNA of Biomphalaria glabrata, 2961 nucleotides long. Its product is annotated as tetratricopeptide repeat protein 13-like. The record is from RefSeq and is a predicted model, not a curated record. The coding region runs from base 47 to 2671 and encodes 874 amino acids. Lineage: Eukaryota; Metazoa; Mollusca; Gastropoda; Planorbidae. Gene Ontology annotation, molecular function: protein binding. The transcript is spliced from 25 exons.
AGUAAAUUUAUCUUCAUUUAAACAAGAGCUUUGAUAGUAAAGAAAAAUGGAGAUGUGGCUACUUUCACUUUAUUUGCAAUAUUCUUGGGUGUGCUUCAUAUUUCCUGACAUUUCAGUUGGUCACAUGUGUAGAGUUUCUAACAUCCAAAUCGAUAAUGAAGAAGGAAAACAGCAGUUUAUAGAAUUAAAUCUUAAAAAAGUUGACAUUGAUGAUAUUAGUAGUUGCCCCGGACCUGGUUGUAGUUUUCAUGAUCAUGAUGAAUACAACAAAUUCGGAGAGUAUCAUUACAGCCAGUGGAUAUCAUCGCCUCCAACCUUUAAUUUGGUUUUCACCCCAGGAGAGCUUAUUCUUGAAUGUGAUACUGAUGCAUCGCUGGCCUUGACCCCAGGAUUGUGUGCUACUAAUGAAGCAGAAAAAGGAAGUUGUGCCAAUGAUGUGUGCAGUCUGCAUGAUAUUGAGGAAUCAGUGGAAACCAUUGAGGAUAAGCAGUUGUUGCAGUUACUGACAGGGGAUGAGACACUGGAUCACAGAGUUGCUACUGCUAUUGCAUUGCUUAAUCUGGGCAACAUAGAUAAGGCAAUAGAACAAUUUACAUCAGUUAUAGCUAAUGAUCCGACGGCUGCAAUGGCCUACUUUGGUAGAGGUGUUGCCUACACUAGGAAGGGACUUCAGAGUCAAGGCAUCGCCCAGAAAGCUCUCAAUGAUUUUCAUAAGGCCAUUGACCUAGAUACAGGUCAGACACGUCCAGAUAUGUACAUACACAGAGCAGAAAUGUUUUUGAUGAUGCAUCACUAUCAGGAAGCUUACAAUGAUGCAACAACAGCACUGAAAUUAAAACCCUUGCCUAAGAUCUACUUUCUUCGAGGAGUGAUUAGCUUGUUAAUGGAGAACUUUUCUCUGGCAGAACAGGAUUUCCGCAAGAAUGUCCAGUCACCUGAUGAAAGCAUUCGGAUCAUGUCACAUUUUCAUUUGGGCCUGGCUCUAUACUACAGAGGAAAAGUCAGGAAUGCUGUGGAAGUGUUUAAGGAAGUCAUUAAAGAGAACCCUAACCACCUAGGGGCAGUGCUGAGUCUAGCUCAAGGCUUCAAAGAGCUCAGCAAUGUGCGAGGCGCACUGGCCAGAUUUAACCAAAGUCUGCUCAUACAGCCCAACAAUACCAUGGUGUAUAAUCUUAGAGGGAAUUUACUUUUCACCACAGGAGAGCACCAGGCAGCCAUCUUAGAUUAUGAGAACUGUGUAUCAGGUGACCCCUACAAUACUAAUUGUCAGUACAUGAAGGCAGCCUCUAAAAUUAUCCUCGGUCAGUUUUAUGAAGGUCUUAAAGAUACAACCAAGCUGAUGGUCAGUAACAUUCCUGUUAUCAAGGCUUCACCUGAACAUGUAAAAGCUCACUAUCUACGUGAGUAUGCCAGAUAUGUGCAUGCUAGACUGGACGGUCCUAUCUCUCUAAUUCAGCCUGAUAUGGAUUUCAGCCCUGACUACUUGGACCAUUGGGUCAAAUUAAAGAAAUUUGAUAUAAAAAAUUAUAAAGAGCAGCCUGGACUACAACCAGACAUAAGAGACGUUCAAAGUCUAACUGAUGUUUCACCAGAUUUAGAAUCUCUUCUUUGUCGAGCUGAAGCACUGGGAAGGUUGUCUCAAGUCAGCGUGGAUGGAAUAGUUCCAGACAAGAGAUUAAAUUUAGCCAUGGGUCUGGCAUCUUUACAUACAGCUCAAUAUUUUGAGGCAAAAUGGAAAAUAUUAAAAACAAAAACAGGAACACAAGAUAAAGUUGUGAACGGUUGGAAGGAAUUGUUUUCUAUAGCCGUGUUUUAUAGACGCCUGGCCAAUCUGGAGCAGCCCUAUCUUUGGGUCAACAUGUUGCCAAGUUACACAAGCAAGGAGGGACACAGGACAGACAUUCCAUUUGUUAGAGGUUCUGUACACAACAUGAAGGUGACUCCAUACAACGAGUUGGCUUUUAAGCUGGCUAAAACAAUGUUGGAGCAUUAUUCAGGUGAUGGGGCAGCAAGUUACUCUGGUUUAAAGGAGGACCUGGCCAAAGCCACAUCUUGUGAGGAUUUAUUAGCUGUGUCUAGGAAACGGCAAAUCAAUCCUCGGGGGUUCCUCGUAUCUACACAAGUCCCAUCUGUUGCUGGUGUCCGAGAGGAUAACAGGCUGGAAGGUGGCGUCCUGGUGCUAACAGAAGAUCAGCAUCAAAAAAUUGUGUUUGCAUUAAAUAUAGUCAAUAUGCCAGAUAGAAUGUCUUCCUAUCAUUCGGAAAUGGACUAUCUCUUGAUGUUGUUGCAAGAUGAAAUGAGAAAAUCUGGCCUAAGUAAAGCAUCAGAUGUGGAUGUGAUUAUCUCCCAUAUUUUGUCCAUAGCUUACUAUUUUUAUAACCUGAUUCCUUUGUCUAAAGGCUCAAGUGCUGUGGCUUACUCAGUCCUACUUGGUCUCAUUAUGUCAGUUGGUCGACAGAUCACUGGAAGGAUUCCUAAUGGAAGACUGUUAGAUAUGGAAGCUAUAUUUGCUGGGGCGCCUGAUGCUUUUGUUAUGGUAGCCAAAAAUUGGAUGCAAAUAAAAAAGAUCUCUGUUCCGGUUUCUAGUUUACCAAAAGUGUCAGAACUUUUACCUACUGUACGCAGUGUGCUGGAAGUGUUGUCGUUCAACUCUACAACCUGUCUACACUAGCGCCCCCUGGCCACUUUAAAAACUAUUUGUCUGUGUGGGUGCGACUCAAGGGAGAGAACUCGAAUAAUUGAAACAAUCACUUUUAGUUCCUUAACUGAUACAAAAUAAUUCCAAGUAUUAAAAUUGUUGAGAUUAGUGACCAUCCUCAGCCACUCUAUGUAUCUAUGUAUUUAAAAAUAUGCAAUAUUUUGUUUUGUUAUAUGAGUUGAAACUAGGGUUUAAUUCCAUUUUUUUUAAAUUCUAUUUGAUGUUAUAUUUAAUAAAAUGUCUGAUACUAUAUGAUGAGAAAG